This is a messenger RNA of Eucalyptus grandis, 1608 nucleotides long. RefSeq names its product PI-PLC X domain-containing protein At5g67130. Gene Ontology annotation, biological process: lipid metabolic process. Gene Ontology annotation, molecular function: phosphoric diester hydrolase activity. The transcript has 9 exons. The record is from RefSeq and is a predicted model, not a curated record. Lineage: Eukaryota; Viridiplantae; Streptophyta; Magnoliopsida; Myrtales; Myrtaceae. Bases 209 to 1411 code for a protein of 400 amino acids.
AAUGGCCGUGUUCCUUGACGCUGAAAGAUCGGUCCCAUAAAACCAACUCCGCAAGCAGCUGCUGCUGCGUCGUCGUCCUCUUCGUCCCCCUUCUCGUCCUUCGCUACCCAACGACAGAAGACCCGAAAAAGCUUCACACCACGCGCGGAAAGUGAGCCUCGUCUGUCUUCUCCGCAUCCCACCAUCACGACCUUCAUUAUCAAUAUCCAUGGAGAGGUUCACUUCCGUCGCCACCCUUUUGGUCACGGCUUCUCUCUUCGCCGUUUCGGCUGCUGCUCUCAAGGAGGGACAAACCUGCGUCGCGAACAGAUUCUGCGACUCCGGCUUGCACUGCGAGACUUGCGUCACCGAUGGGAACGCGCGCCCUCGAUGCACACGGAUUCGGCCCUCCGAUCCCACUUCACAGGCCAACAAUUUGCCAUUUAACAGGUACUCGUGGCUAACGACCCACAAUGCAUAUGCAAGGAUGCAAGUGAAAUCGGCUACUGGAUCAGUCAUAGUAUCUCCCAGGAACCAGCAAGACUCCGUCACUGAUCAGCUGAAUAAUGGCGUUAGGGGACUAAUGCUGGAUAUGUAUGACUUCGAAAAUGAUAUCUGGUUAUGUCACUCCUAUGGGGGAAAUUGCUACAACUAUACAGCUUUUCAACCAGCCAUUAAUGUUCUGAAAGAACUUCAAACAUUUCUGGAAGCAAACCCAUCCGAGAUUGUGACUAUUAUAAUCGAAGACUAUGUUUCAUCGCCUAAUGGACUGACCAAGGUGUUUGAUGCUGCUGGCUUGAGGAAAUAUUGGUUUCCAGUAUCUCGUAUGCCUAAAAAUGGUGGCAAUUGGCCAACAGUAAACGAUAUGGUCCAAAAGAAUCAGCGCCUGCUAGUUUUCACUUCAAAAUCAUCAAAAGAGGCUUCUGAAGGAAUUGCGUACCAGUGGCGAUACAUGGUGGAAAACCAGUAUGGUGAUGGAGGGAUGACAGCCGGUCUUUGCCCAAACCGUGCAGAGUCUCCCUCAAUGAACACAACAAGCAGGUCUCUGGUUCUUGUGAACUAUUUCCCAGAUAUGCCAGACUUCACCAAAGCUUGCAAGCACAAUUCAGCCCCCUUGAUCAGCAUGGUUAACACCUGUUACGGAGCAGCCGGCAAACGGUGGCCUAACUUCAUAGCAGUUGACUUUUACAAGAGGAGCGAUGGUGGGGGAGCCCCGGCGGCGGUAGAUAUGGCUAAUGGUCAUCUUGUCUGCGGAUGUAAUAGUAUAACCUCUUGCAAGGCGAACAUGACUUUUGGUUCGUGCAACAUACCGGGGCCUGCAAAUGCCCCAACGCAGGCUGCACCCGAUACUAGCUUUGCUCAUUUAAGUCGUCGAUCACUUUGUCAGUGGCGGUUUGUCGGUAUGGCGCUGUUAAUUCUCUUCUCAGUGUGAAGAGAAAAUGGAAAUAUUUCUUUGUGCAUUAUUUGAUACGUUCGUGAUUGGAGAAAUAUCCUCGUACCAAAGUGAAGUAGAGCAGUUUAGAAUUGGCAGUCGGUGGACAUGGGAUGUGAAGGGGUCAGAAGCUUAUGUUCUUCGUUGAUCUAAGUCGAAUUACUUGAUCUGAUUAUGGGCUUGGAGCCCUUGUUGAA